GCAUGUUUCCAAUUUGUUUACAAAUGGAAUUGAAAAUUUAGUUUAAUUAAUUGGGAUUCUUGAUUGUUUAUCAAUUGUUAAUUAAAUUAAUUUUAUUUCGUUCUAUUCUCUGGAAUCAUGGGUAAAGUUAAAAGUAAUGAUUCUAAACCUGGGGCAACUUUGGUUCCACAAAUGAAGGUUGAUUGGCGAGCACGAAGGAAGGAAAAGCAACAAUGGAAAAAGGAGAAAGAGGAAAAGAAAUUAGAGAAGACUCUAAAAGAAGAAGAGAAGAAAAAAGUUCAAGAAAACAUUGAGAAAGAGGAAAAAGUGAAGGGUAUUCAUUAUACAAUUAGUGUUGCUGUUCCUGGUUCCAUUUUAAAUAAUGCUCAAUCUAAAGAAUUGCGAACUUAUCUAAUUGGUCAGAUUGCUCGAGCUUGUGUUAUAUUUAAUGUUGACGAGAUUGUUAUCUAUGAUGAAUAUGCUAUUCCGGAGAGUAUGGAUGAUGAAACAUUGAAACGUGACAAUAGGAGGAAAUGUUUAGUUCAAAUGGCCAAAGUGUUACAAUACCUUGAGUGUCCACAAUAUUUACGAAAACAUUUAUUCCCGUUACACGAAGAUCUACAAUAUGCAGGUCUUCUAAAUCCCCUCGAUACAGGUCACCAUCUUAAGGAAUACGAUGAAUCCCAAUUUAGGGAAGGAAUUGUCACCAAUAGUGUCCAUCCAGAGAAAGGAGGUUGUUAUGUUAAUAUUGGCCUGAAAAAAGAUUGUUUCAUAAAGGAAUCGUUAACUCCUGGAUUAAGAGUUACGAUUGAAUUAGAUUCUGAUAAUAAUUCUGCUAAAAAAUUGAAAGGUAAACCAGUUCCACCAAAUGCACCCAGAGAUCGAACUGGUUGUUAUUGGGGUUAUUCGGUUCGACUUGCAUCCAGUUUAUCAAAUAUUCUUAAUGAAUGUCCAUUUGAAGGUGGAUACGAUUUAACCAUAGGAACAUCGGAAAGAGGUGACAAUGUCGAUGCCACAAUUGAAUCUUUACCCGAUAACUUUAAUCAUUGUCUAAUUGUUUUCGGUGGUUUAAAAGGAAUCGAAGCUGCAAUCGAUGCUGAUACAACAUAUUCCAAUAUCAGUGAUCCUAGGAAUAUAUUUAAAUUUUAUCUUAAUACUUGCCCUGACCAAGGGUCGAAUACAAUUCGGACAGAGGAAGCCAUUUUAAUUUCCUUAGCAGCUUUAAGACCUAAAUUAAUGAGAAAAACGAUAAUAAACCAAUAAUUAGCCAAUUUCCAA
Molecule: messenger RNA, 1257 nt
Organism: Panonychus citri (citrus red mite)
Lineage: Eukaryota; Metazoa; Arthropoda; Arachnida; Trombidiformes; Tetranychidae
Product: putative methyltransferase C9orf114
Exons: 3
Coding region: 118-1242 (374 amino acids)
Biological process (GO): miRNA processing; maintenance of centrosome location
Cellular component (GO): kinetochore; spindle pole centrosome; mitotic spindle
Molecular function (GO): miRNA binding
Source: RefSeq, a predicted model, not a curated record